This is a messenger RNA of Emericellopsis cladophorae, 2391 nucleotides long. RefSeq names its product Bifunctional dethiobiotin synthetase/7. The record is from RefSeq and is a predicted model, not a curated record. The transcript has 4 exons. Gene Ontology annotation, cellular component: mitochondrion. NCBI's taxonomy places the organism in Eukaryota, Fungi, Ascomycota, Sordariomycetes, Hypocreales, Bionectriaceae. Gene Ontology annotation, biological process: biotin biosynthetic process. The coding region runs from base 1 to 2391 and encodes 796 amino acids. Gene Ontology annotation, molecular function: S-adenosyl-L-methionine:8-amino-7-oxononanoate transaminase activity; pyridoxal phosphate binding; dethiobiotin synthase activity.
AUGGACGCGCCUGUUGCUUCGCUGCUUUGGCGCUCGCUCAGGGUGCACCAGGUAUUUGGGGCGAACACGGAGGUUGGCAAGACUGUCUGCACGAGCCUGCUCUGCAAGGUGGCCAAGAAUCUCUGGAGGGAUGAGCAAGUCUCGUUCCUCAAGCCCGUUUCCACCGGUCCGCUGAACGAGGCCGACGACUAUCACAUCCGCCGUUUUGCUGCCGGUGUCGCGCACAAAACACUGUUCCAGUACGACAUACCCGCCAGCCCUCAUAUCGCCGCCCCUGCAUCAGGCAAGCCUGUCCCUUUGGACAACGACAUCCUCCUCCAAUGCCGAGACUAUGCCGCGGAGCGAGCCGCCCAGGGCAAGGGCUGGUUGUUCCUGGAAACAGCCGGCGGUGUCCACUCCCCGAGUCCUUCUGGAAGUACGCAGGGUAACAUGUACAUCCCUCUCCGUGCCCCUGCCGUGCUGGUGGGCGACUCUCGCCUUGGUGGUAUCUCCCAGACCAUUGCGGCCUUUGAGUCGCUUCACAUCCGAGGCUAUGAUGUCGAGGCGGUACUGCUCUUCAGGGACACAAAGUACCAAAACUACCUCUUCCUCAUGGACUACUUUGAAAAGCACCAUGGUGUCCCCGUGACGAGCAUUCCAGAGCCUCCUGCGCGCGCAGACGACGCGGAAAGGGAUGCCGACGCCAUGGCGGCGUACUAUGGAGGGGAGGAAUGCGAAGCUGCUGCGGCGCAGGUACUUGACCUGCUGGACCGCCAUCACGCGGAACGGAUGGAUUCGAUGGAGUCUCUGGCCACCCAAGCGCAACAGCACAUCUGGUAUCCAUUCACGCAGCAGGCAUGUCUCAAGCCGGAGGACAUUAUCACGCUGGACUCGGCCCAUGGAGACUACUUCCAGACCUUGGCACGUCCUUCGGCGCGCACAGAGCCAGACACGGCCAUGCUGAGGUCCUCGUUUGAUGGUUCGGCUUCGUGGUGGACACAAGGUCUUGGCCACGCCAAUCCGCGACUCACCCUCGCCGCCGCCUAUGCGGCUGGCCGCUAUGGACAUGUCAUGUUUGCCGGCUGCAUCCACAAGCCGGCCAUGGCGCUCGCCUCGUCACUCCUCGACGCCAUGGACAACCCCCGCCUCCACCGCGUUUUCUACUCGGACAAUGGCAGCACGGGCACCGAGGUCGCUGUCAAAAUGGGCCUCCGUGCAGCCCGUAUGCGCUACGGCUGGGAUGCCCAGCAGAAGCUCGGCAUACUGGGGCUCAAGGGCGGAUACCACGGAGAUACCAUUGGCGCCAUGGACAUGGCGGAGCCGUGUGCGUUCAAUGAGAAGACGGAAUGGUACGAGGGCAAGGGGUACUGGUUCGACUACCCGACAGUGCUCUGCCGGGACGGAGAUUGGUGCAUUGUCGUGAAUGACAAUCUGGGCGAGGUCAUGACCAAGGGUCGAACGUACGGGUCUCUGGGCGACAUUUUCGACGUCCAAGCCAGAGAAAGACGCGGCGAGCACCGUCAGUACGAAGAGUACAUCGCACAGACGCUGGCUGCUCUCCAAAAAAAGGGUCUCAAGUUUGGGUCCGUCAUUAUCGAGCCAAUCGUUGUUGGUGCUGGAGGCAUGGAGCUCGUUGACCCCUUGUUCCAACGCGCGCUCGUCCAUACCGUACGCAAAUCGCCGCAUCUCUUCACCUCCUCCGCCUCGCCACUCCCCAAAGACGCGCGCGACUGGAGCGGCUUGCCCAUCAUAUUUGACGAGGUGUUCACGGGCCUUUACCGUCUUGGUCGAUUCACGUCGUCCUCGUACCUCGGCGUUCAUCCAGACAUUUCGGUGCACGCCAAGCUGCUCACCGGAGGACUCCUCCCGCUCUGUGCGACAUUGUCUUCCGAACACAUCUUCAACGUCUUUGGCGGCCAGGACAAGUCGGACGCGCUCCUUCAUGGCCACAGCUACACCGCCCAUCCCGUCGGGUGUCAAGUCGCGCUCGAGUCAGUGCGGCAGUUGCGAUCCAUGGAGAAAAACGGGGCCUGGGACUGGGCAAAGUCGCGAGGCUGGCAGACAUCGGACAUGGAGGAGGAGGCUGGCCGUGCCAAUGAACUGGUUUGGGCGUCCUGGCCGCUGGACUUUGUCGAGCGACUAUCUCGCCAGACGCAUCGUAUCGCUGGCGUCUGGGCUUUGGGAAGCGUUCUCGCCAUCCAUGUGAGAGAUGACACCAUUGCCGGCUACAAGAGCAACGCGGCUCAGCAUCUCCGGGAUGCCGUUGCGCAGGGGAGAAGCGGCGGUGCAGGAGGGCCAUGGAACGUCCACUGCCGGGUCCUAGGCAAUGUUUUGUACGUCAUGACCAGCCAGAUGACAACGGGAGAGACCGUGCAGCAAAUUGUACGCUUGGUGGAGGAAAGCUUGACAUAG